GAAGGAACCGGAGGGAAGUAGGAGAAGGAGAAGAAGAAAGCGGCACUGCGGGAAACUGGCUGGGUGGGGUUCGGCGGUGGGACGGGGCUUCCGAAGACAGGGCGCGAGGUUCGUCCCCUCGGCGGAGAGAGCGGGAGAUCUGCGUCCAGAGGCCCGAAAGGCCUGGCGGUUGGAGCCACGGGGCGAGCUCGGGAGUUUUUUUUGCCACCGAAGCGCCGUGAAGAAAUCCUGUUGUGAAUAGUUGAACGUUGAAAAGCACAGGUCAGUCAUGGCUGAGUUGUCACCUGAAGAAAUUCAACUGAGAGCCCAUCAAGUUACAGAUGAAUCUUUGGAAAGCACAAGGAGGAUCCUUGGCAUGGCCAUUGAGUCCCAAGAUACUGGAAUCAAAACCAUUACCAUGUUAGAUGAACAAGGCGAAAAGUUAAACAACAUAGAAGAAGGUAUGGAUCAAAUAAACAAAGACAUGAAAGAAGCUGAAAAGAACUUGACAGAGCUUAAUAAGUGCUGUGGUCUCUGUGUCUGUCCAUGCAAUAGAACAAAGAACUUUGAGGCUAAUAAAGCAUAUAAGACAACUUGGGGUGAGAACUGUGAAAACUCAGGUGAUCAUAUAAUAACCAGACAACCAGGACGGGAAGGAAAUUACCAACAACAGACCUCAGGAGGACCAGGUGGAGGAUACAUAAAGCGGAUAACAAAUGAUGCCAGAGAAGAUGAGAUGGAGGAUAACUUAACUCAAGUAGGACACAUCUUGGGAAAUCUGAAAAAUAUGGCCGUGGAUAUGGGCAGUGAGAUUGAUUCACAAAACAAGCAGAUAGACCGGAUAAAUGAGAAGGCUGAAACCAACAAAAACCGUAUUGAGCAAGCCAAUACAAGAGCCAAAAAACUUAUUGAGAACUGAUAGCCAUUGCCAGUUUUCAGUCAACUGAAAUAUUUUUUCAUUCUACAAAUAUCCUCAAUUUCCAAAGAAGAGAAGCAACUGUUCAGAAAAUGAAACAAAGCAGAACAUUAUAUUAUUGUAUUGUACAUGUUUAGUAUGAAAGUCCAGGAAAAUAGCACAACAAAAGUGUAACUUUCUUAUUCAUGUUCAUAUCCUCAGGGCUUCAUUUUCCUUGGUUUUGUCCUUUCUGUGAGGUUAGUCUUAUCACCACCACCACCCUUUUGCCCCCCCCUUUACUUUCCUUAUGGCAACUCAGAGAUGAGUGCAACCAACUGAUUAUAAUGGCAAAGAGAAUACACUCACUAGAUUUAAUUACCUCAAUUAAUACUGCAUAUAAUCGCUGAAUUGGUGGAUGAUUGGUUUUCAUAAAAUGUACAUAUUUGUAGAAAUUAAGCUUGUCCCUAUUUUUCAAAAUAUUUGAUUUCAUUACCAAGCUUUUCAUGAUGGGGAAAGAUGAUAAUGGAUAUAUUAUAAAGUAUACUUUCAAGCCAUAGCUAUUCUAAUUUGCAUGCAAAUUAGGUAAAUAAGCAUAUAAAAAUCCAUAAUGCAUAAAUGCAACUCUAAAUUUAUUUCUCACUUUUGUCUCCAAAAAAUUGGAUUUUUCAAUCCUAAUUUUGUUUGCUUCUUUCACAGAAACUAUGUAUAUUAGUGGAAUUAGAGGAAAGGGCAACUCAGAUAGUUUAACAUGAAGCAUAUUACCUUUGGUCAUUUGGAAUCUCGUGAGAUUGCAAGGAAAUUAAAAUAUGCCUUUAUAUAAAUAUCCUGAACUUCUGCUAUUUUUUUUUCAAAAUGUGUAUUUGUAGGUAUUAAUAUUGCUGUGAUUGGUUUAUGAAAUCUAUGUGGAUCUUUUAAAACAUUUUAUCAGAAAUGGACAAACUUAAUUCAUAAAAGUAUUCCUUAUAGAAAUGGGGUAUCCUUUUAAUAUAAACAAUUCAUACAAUCUGUACAAAUCUGUAAAGGGCAGCAUAUUGUGAUUUCUAUACUGUAUUAAAAAUAUUUGGGGAGUUUAAAACAUCAAAAUCAGAGCAUAAUCUAAGUUUGAAUGAAGUCAAAAGCCAUCUGCUUGUUAGUGAUAUUAAUAACUUUCAUAUUUUCUAUCUGGACUAUAAAUACAUUCUCACGCUUUUUAAAAAAAAUCAGUUUCAAGCACCACUUUAUUAUUAAAAUUGAUCUGAACUUGAUCCAAUUCACAAAAUUUUAAAUAGUGGCAUGGUUCUGCAGGCACCACAAAUUAUGAUUUAUUGUAUUUGAAUUGCUGCUUGUCAAAUUUUCUUUAAAAAUGUUAGUAUGUGGGAGAAGGAUCCAAGGGAAAUCACUAUGAAUCACUGUUAAUGAGCUGUAAGCUGUUGAAUGGGUCACAUGGUGUAGUUUGCUGUAAUAAGUACUUGACCUAAGAGCCUAUUUCAGUUUGCUCCCAUUGCAGGAUUAAGGUUCUUGAUUUGGUUUUUCUAUCAUAUAGUUAUACAAAUGACUAAAUUUCAAAUCUACUAGGUGCCCAGUCUUUUGCAAGAAAGCUUUAAUUCUCUUCUAAUUAACCCACCAAAUUGUUGACUUAUUCAACAGCACAAUGUUUAGUAGAAUUCGUAUUUUAUUCAACUUGAAGCUAUAAAGUUCUUCUAGUCCUUGCAUGUUUUGCUGCAAGUCUAAAAGAAUGACCUACAACAAUGUAGAUACUAUAAAGCUCAAAACAAAUCUAAUUGUACUGUGAUUGUUCUUAAAUAAUUUCUUCAUGCUUUAUUUCUUUACACAUUUCCAACUGAAUGUUUAAUUUUUAUUAUAAAGCUUAGUCUUCUAUAUAACCUUGUACAAUGGAAUGCUGGAAUUAUAGCAUAGUGCACAUCUCUCUUAAAUUUUGUUUAUUAAUACCAAAACAAAUUGCAGGAUUUGGCUGGAAAAUAUAUUCUGCAGAAGCAACACAAUUCCUCCAGGAGCUCUACUUUUAAUUUUUUUCUAGUAAUAUUUUAUGAAGCUCUAAUUAGUUGAACUACUGAGCAAAAUGGUACUCUAACAUUUCAUCACUAGAUUGUAUGGGAACCAUGAACACUUGCUUUAGUAAUAAACAAAAAAGUUGAAAAUUGAUACCAUAAUCAUCUGGUAUUACAAUUUGUGAAAAAUGAUAAAUUUUGUAUAGCUUAGUAUCACAAGACAAAUCUGUCCUGUAUACUUGCUGGGCUCAAUAAAUAUAAUUUAUAAAUCUU
Molecule: messenger RNA, 3135 nt
Organism: Pantherophis guttatus
Lineage: Eukaryota; Metazoa; Chordata; Lepidosauria; Squamata; Colubridae
Gene: SNAP23
Product: synaptosome associated protein 23
Biological process (GO): synaptic vesicle fusion to presynaptic active zone membrane; synaptic vesicle priming; exocytosis
Cellular component (GO): SNARE complex; plasma membrane
Molecular function (GO): syntaxin binding; SNAP receptor activity
Source: RefSeq, a predicted model, not a curated record